This is a messenger RNA of Trichechus manatus latirostris (Florida manatee), 3838 nucleotides long. RefSeq names its product tetratricopeptide repeat domain 19 (gene TTC19). The record is from RefSeq and is a predicted model, not a curated record. Gene Ontology annotation, molecular function: protein binding. Gene Ontology annotation, biological process: mitochondrial respiratory chain complex III assembly. NCBI's taxonomy places the organism in Eukaryota, Metazoa, Chordata, Mammalia, Sirenia, Trichechidae. The transcript has 7 exons. Gene Ontology annotation, cellular component: mitochondrial inner membrane. The coding region runs from base 415 to 1341 and encodes 308 amino acids.
CCUUCUGGUUGGGACAUUCUCCCCGCCUCCCCCAACUCCUUAUUUGGUUGGCUUAUUCUUAGCCUUUCUAUCUCAGUUUAACUGCACUUCCUUGGAAGUCUUCCCUGACUUUCCCACUUAGAGGAGACCCCUUAUCACUCUUUUCCAUUGUUUUUUUUUGUAGUUCUUAUCAUUAAUUACAAUUAUGCUUACUUGUCCUGCAGGCUCACCUUCAGCCUAAAGGAAGGGAGAAAGAGGAGGUGAAGGACAAGCAAUUUCCUUAUAAAAUAUGAUUUGAAAAUUGCUCACAUUUCUUCUGUCUACAUCUGUUGACCAAAAUUUUGUUAUAUGGCCACACGUAGCUGCAAGGGAUACUGAUUUCUUGUCACCCCGGUAGACAUAGACCACCGUAGGAAUUCAAUAAAUAUUUGAUGAAUGAAUGAAUUAAUAGCUUCCUUCUAUGUAUUGGGAUGGUACAGCCAUAGUCUGCUUCUGUCUGGUAGUGCAUAUAUCCACUUUCUUUAUACUUCACUUUCUAUUGUUUUUUUUGUCCUCUCUUUUCAGUUGAGCAUCAUGAAAGAUGAGCCAGAAGAGGCUGAGCUAAUUUUGCAUGACGCUCUCCGUCUUGCCUAUCAGAGCGGUAACAACAAGGCCAUCACCUACACUUACGAUUUGAUGGCCAACUUAGCAUUUAUACAUGGUCAACUUGAAAAUGCGGAAAAACUUUUUAAAGCAACAAUGAGUUACCUGCUUGGAGGGGGCAUGAAGCAGGAAGACAAUGCAAUAAUUGAAAUCUCCUUAAAGCUGGCCAGUAUCUAUGCUGCUCAGAAUAGACAGGAAUUUGCUCUUGCUGGCUAUGAAUUCUGCAUUUCAACUCUAGAGGAAAAAAUGGAAAGAGAAAAGGAACUAGCAGAAGACAUUAUGUCAGUGGAAGAGAAAGCCAAUACCCGCCUCCUCCUGGGCAUGUGCUUAGACUCCUAUGCCCGCUACCUUCUGUUCACCAAGCAGCCAUCACAGGCACAAAAGAUGUAUGAGAAAGCUUUGCGGAUUUCUGAAGAAAUACAAGGAGAAAGACACCCUCAGGUCUCACAGCAGAAUCACGUGGGGAGCUCUUUGAAGAUAUGCGUGCCAGGCUGCAUGCAUACAGCAGGACCCUGCAAGGGUACUUCAAACGACCCCAGUAAUUCUGAUGUGCACCACUGGUAUGAUAGAGGAACCAGUGACCUGUGUUCCAGUCCUGGCUUUUUGAUCUGUGGUAAUAAUAUCCUCAUUUGUAAAGUGGGGAAUGAACAAGAUUCUCUCUUAACCAUGGGAGUAGGUGGUCAUAUGGCCUUUAAUGAACAGACUGCUGUGUUGAAAUAGCUUUAUCACCCUGCCUCAGAGUAUAUCAGUACAAGAUACAUACACCCCAGCAGUCUUGCAAUAGCCCAUUUGCUUAGGGGAAAUGAGUUUUUCUAGGAAUGUUCCACUAAAGAACACUGGUAAGCUGGUGGGGGUUGGGUGUGAGUAGACUGAUAGACUUGUUUUUGGUUCCUGUGUACAUACUGGAAGACUUACUUUCAGAAUAAACUAGCGACUGUAAAACAAUGUUGUAUGUAUUCAGUAAUCCCUGAGUUUCUCACAAAAAAUAACUUAUUGAAAAUCUAAUUAAAGUACUACAAGCCCUGAGGUCCAAAUCCUCAGGGAUUAGACUAAAAUUAAAAUUUUAUAUUUUGCCGAUGUAAAUUUCUUCUCACUUUCUAAGCGUAUGUAGAUAUUACUUAUUUACCCAGCUAAUUCCUUUAAUCACGUCUAACUCAGGGAGGUAAGCUAUAUCAGAAAUCAGAUUGAGUUUUAGUGCAGCUCAGUCUUAAGUUUACCGUUUUUUUUUUUUUUAAUGUCAAUGAUUCACCUUCUGCAACAGAAUGAAUUUUUACUUUAUCACAAUUGCAGCUGUUUUGUUGGGAUACUGGAAGUUAGGUUUUUCACUCCAGGUUUUAUUUAAGAAUUUUAAUCCUCUACAGUGAUGAAGCAUAUGAUUCUGGUGCUGGAAAAACGACCAAGUUUUCAGAAAGACAGUCUUUUCAUCUGGGUGGUCUCAUUACAGUUCAUUUGCACCGCUGUAAAACAAGGUAGCAAAGCAAAAGGAGAACUGAUCCCUUUUACUGAGUGGUCUGAAUCCAGAACUGUCAUGUUAAAAAUAAUGUGGUUUAGAUUUUUGAACUGUACUAUGUCACUGGAGUUUCUCAGGGCCUCAUUAUUUCUAAAAUGGCAUCACUCAGCAUACCAAAAUUAAAACAUACAUUUUCCAAUCAUAAACAUGUAGCUUCAGAACACUGAAAUCUUGGCCUGCAGAGAGUAUUACGCCUUCCUUGGUUUACAGCUCGAUGUUAACAAGUCACCAGGCACUCCCAGUCUGUGUGUGACCUUCACACCCUGAGGUGGUAAGCAGGUAAGUAUUCUGUCACUAUUUUGCACUAAGAAAUGAUCUUGGGUUUGACCUCCCCAUUCUCUGUAGGUGAGGGUGGGUGAAGUGACACACAGGCACUGUGGCAAGGGUGGGGGAGACAAACAGCAGCUCCCCCAGGGGUCCGCAAGUAGAAAUGCAGAACCAACAAGUCAGGCUGUUACCUGAUGUGUUCUCAAAAACUGUUCUGACUUGGAAUACCUUAAGAUCCUUAAGGUUAUAGAAAAACAAUUAUAAUCUCUUUUUGGUCAGUUGACAAUAUAAUUUAGAAGUGAACUCUGAAUUAUCAGUACCUUAAAAAAAUUGCAGCAGAAACUUUCAAGAGGUAGAGCAGUCUGUGUUUUUUCAUCUAUAUUAAAAUUAUAUGUAUGUGUGAACAUAUAUUUAUAAUAAAGUGAUGCUAAGUUUCCAGGUAGUAGGGACUCUGACUCCCAAGCCUGAUCUCAAGUUUAUUUUGAGGACCUCAAGUACCAGAGUGGUACAGUUACUGGAGUAGAGGCUUAAACUGAGGAAAACAUGAGCUUAUGCCUUAUCACUGUCACUUAGUAAUUAAUUAUACGGGCAAAGUACUGCAUCUGUGUACUUAUCCACAGGGGAGGGAUUAAACAUCACCAGUACAGGGUUUUGACAGGAGGUUCUUGAUAAUGCAUGUAAAGCAGUUGUAACGGAGGCACUCAGUCAGCUGCCAAUCCGAGAGCUGCUUUCUAUAGCGGCUUGAGAACAUCUGUUAAAAAGUUUAAGUCUACUUAAAACUCUCUGAAGUGCUAAUUUUUAUCAUCCUGAGAGACCUCUGUUUCUCCCCUUUCCAAUCAAUCAUCAGUGGCAUUCUAAAACGAUUAGUAUCUAAGGGAAGGAUAAUUUGAUAUGCUUCAGUUGUAUGAAAAAAUACCUAAAAGCAAGCAACUACCAAAAUUAGUUUAAAAUUCAGUCUUUGAAAUUUUUUGCGCCUUGAGAAUCAGUGAAAUGAAAACAUCCAACAACAAAUUCUUGCCCACAAGGAAUAAAACUGUAAGUGCUGGCAUGUAGAAGUGGGAAAAGGACCUUAUGUUCACCUGAAAUCUAAAUCUGGCAAUUCUACACAGAUCAUUAUCUUUUAAAUCAGCCAAUUAACAUAUCAGACUAAAGAAAAACAUUGUUUUUCCCCCCUUUGAAACCUGAGACACCAAAAGCCUUAAAUCACAAAUAAUCUACUGUAGCUAUGGACAGGGUAGUCAAAUUUAUUUCAAAACAAAAGCUCUGUUGGGCUGCAUCCAAUGCAGGAGAAAAGGCGUACUUAGAGGCCUGGUUAAAUUCCCCAUGUGCAUGAUACUGAGGUGUGCAUCCAGUGAGCCUUUACAACUUGAAAAACUGAGCUGUAACAUACCAUGCAGUCAUUAUUUUUUCAGUGUUGCUAAUUUAAAAAAAAAAAAAAAA